GGGAUAAUGGCUGUUUUAAGCAAAUUAAGGGAAUUAUCACUGCCGUACAAUUGCUACGAAGUAGGACAUACAUGGACUCCUGAAUGUUACGAAGCAGCACUAUCUGUUGGCUUUUGUUGUUUAAUUGAGGGUAUGAAGCUUUAUGCCCCUUUGUACGUGAUAUCCCAAAUUCUACAGAGGAAGUUCACACUGAAAGCAUUUUUAAACACAAUUGAAAGCAUAUAUACAUCAUCCUGCUUUUUGGGAUUUAAUGCCUUCGCCUUUAUAUUCAUUUUCUGUUUGUUAAGGCGAUCCAUGGGGAAGUUCUAUUACUUGCACUGUUCUUACUUCCCUGCAUUUGCCGCAAGUUUUCUUGCCAUUUUAAUUGAAAGAAAAAGCAGGAGAGGACCCUUGGCUCUCUAUGUCACUAAUGUAGCUUCUGAAACAUUAUUCCGAAUGGCAACUGCUAGGGGAAUUGUGAAGCCUCUUCCAGAUGGAGAAGUGUAUCUUUUUAGUGCAACAAUGGCUUUCUUCUUGUAUAUCAUAAGGAAGCAUGGAUUUACUAAAGACUUUGUGAGUGUUGGAUUCAAGUAUGUGUUUGGAAAAGAAGAAGCAAAGCGUAAACCCUCAUCCAAGUCUCUACAACAUGGAACAGUACCACCUGCUCUUUCAUGUCACUCUAGAGCCCCAGAAGCUAUUGUUGACAAUCAGUGUAGUUUAUCAAGUAAAAGGGAACCCCAGUCUUAUAAUGUCAAGCUUCUGAACAAAAAGCAUUUAUCUUGUCCUCAUAAAUCUGGCUGUUUGCAAUAUAUUUUUGAGGGAUUUUUUCGACCCUUCCUCAUAGGAUAUCUUGCUUUCUCAGGAAUACGUUCCCUGUCUUUAGGGAAGAAAAUAUUGUCUAAUCCAUCUGCUUUGUUUCGUUUAUUAACUCAAAAGCGAACUUUGAAUCUUGGGCUAUUUUUAGGUGGCUUUGGUGGGACAUUUAGGGUUAUCAGCUGCUUUUUGCGAUGGCUCCUCGGCAAAGACCGUGAAGUAUAUGCUUUGCCUGCAGCAUUUUUAGGUGGAUUAUUUAUGAAAUUCUUUCCAAGUUCUACAUUGUCAUUAUACCUAGCAUGGAAACUUGUUGAGAAUGGCUACCUCUUAGGCAUAGAAGAAGGUAUUCUUCCAAGCAUUAGAGGGUCCAUGUUAAUGCUGUAUGCUACUUCUACAGCAGUACUUUUCUAUGCUGCUGUCCUAGAACCUCAUAACCUUAAGCCAGCAUAUUUAAAGUUUCUCACCAGACUUACACAAAAUAAAAUUGGAGAAAUCAAUCGACAUGUCUUAGACAUAUUCGGAACUCAUGCCUCAAGACUAUAUUCCAAUUUCUGGCCUGAGCUUGAACUGAAGUACACAAGUAGAGUCUUUCAAGAAAGUGUUUUGUUGUGGUUGAUACACUGA
Messenger RNA from Uloborus diversus, 1416 nucleotides. RefSeq names its product transmembrane protein 135-like. The transcript is spliced from 13 exons. Lineage: Eukaryota; Metazoa; Arthropoda; Arachnida; Araneae; Uloboridae. Bases 7 to 1416 code for a protein of 469 amino acids. The record is from RefSeq and is a predicted model, not a curated record.